GUCGUCCUUCGGCUCCGUUUCGGCUCCACGUAGAGGGACAAAAUGAUUUCAGAGACCGCGAUCCACGUGAAGAAACCUAUUUAUGCAUUCAGCACGCAUCAUCUGAAUCAACAUCGUAUUAGCAAAGGUGUUCAUACAUCAUGCCGAAUCCCGCUCUCGAUCUCGCCAAGCGCGAUGACGUUUCGUUCCCAUACAUUUUCGAACAGAAUGUCACAAUUACACUGAAAGAUCAAUCAGGCCUAGUGCGAUGCAAUGUGUAUCGACCGAAGGAUGUAGAUAAGGUGCCUGUUCUGGUUACUUACGGGCCCUACGGCAAGGAUAUCCCCUAUAGGGAUUUCCACCCCAAGUCCUUUGCCGAGGUUAAUCCAGAACACCACUCGGAGCAUUCAGCCUGGGAAACCCCAGAUCCUGGGUUCUGGACGAAACAUGGGUACGCCAUUGUGCGGGCCGACGAGCGAGGAACCGGACAGUCCCGCGGCAAAUUAGACACCAUGUCUCGCGAAACCAGCGAGGCAUUCUUCGACGUGGUCGAAUGGGCGGCGGACCAGCCGUGGUCGACGGGUAAGGUGGGCCUGCUGGGUAUCUCGUACUACGCAGGAAGUCAAUGGAGAGUUGCAGCGAGGUCUCCCAAGGGACUUGCAUGUAUGGUUCCUUGGGAGGGAAUGUCGGACUAUUAUCGAGAUCGGUGUCGACAUGGAGGCAUUCUGAGCAACGCGUUCAUCAAAUUUUGGUGGGACCGCCAGGUGGUUUCUAACCAGUAUGGUCGCCCUGGGCGUGCGGCGCGCAACUGGGGUGUCGACACCAUUGAAGGCGACCUUCCGGAGGAGGAGUUGGUAGCCAACCGGCAGGACCAGACCAUUGACAACGCGAACAAUCAGUUCCGGGAUGAUAUCUACUACGCUAGCAAGGAGUAUACAAUGUCGGAUAUCCAGGUUCCGCUUCUUUCCGUUGCGAAUUGGGGUGGAAUUCUUCUACACCUACGCGGAAACGUCGAAGGAUACACCCAGGCCGGCAGUGAGCUCAAGUAUCUGCGAUUCAUUACCGGACGCCACGACCUGCCAUUCUACUACAGCGAGGAGGUUGAGAUCCAGCGCAGCUUCCUCGACGCCUUUCUGAAAGGCGAAGACCGAGCCGGGUGGUCCACCGGACAAGCGCCCAAGGUCGACCUCGUGCUUCGCAAAGGCGACGUGGGAUUCAACAACGCCGAGGCCGAGAAGCAAUUCCCUCGCCGCACGGAGAGCGAAUGGCCCAUCGCCCGUACACAGUACACGCCGUUCUAUCUCACCCCUGGAAGAGAGCUUGUGACGGAGCGGCCGGCAACGCGACCGACUAAAAUUACCUACCGCGCCCUGGGGAGUUUAGAGGAUCCCCAAGUGGUGCAAUUCACCACGGCACCUUUCGAGCAGGAGACAGAAAUCACCGGCCACAUCGUCGCGCACUUGAACGUAUCCAUGAGUCCCGAUCCGGGUGCCCCAACGCCUCGUGAUAUCGACUUGUUCCUGACUCUCCGGUACAUUUCCCCAGAGGGCAAGGAAGUGUUCUACACCGGCACGGCCGGCGACCCGGUGCCUCUCUGCAAGGGCUGGCAGCGCGUUAGUCUGCGCAAGGUGAACAGCGAACACCGACGUCACCGUGCCUGGCUGCCCCAUCGCGACUACUACUCGACGGACGUGCAGCCCGUGAUCCCGGGCGAGGUGUACCCAGUGGACGUGGAAGUGUGGCCUACGAACGUGGUUGUAGAAAAGGGAGGCCAACUCAUCUUCGAGGUAUCGUCUGGCGACACGCAGGGUAGUGGAAUCUUCCAGCAUAACUCUCCGACUGAUCGAUCGCUGGAGAAACUCCAGGGACAGAACCAUAUCAAUUUCGGACACGAGGACAACUACGUUACCUUGCCGAUUAUUCCGAGGGCGUAGGAUAGAUUCCG
Aspergillus steynii IBT 23096 is the source of this 1924-nucleotide messenger RNA. Its product is annotated as CocE/NonD family hydrolase. NCBI's taxonomy places the organism in Eukaryota, Fungi, Ascomycota, Eurotiomycetes, Eurotiales, Aspergillaceae. The transcript is spliced from 5 exons. Gene Ontology annotation, molecular function: dipeptidyl-peptidase activity. Bases 141 to 1913 code for a protein of 590 amino acids. The record is from RefSeq and is a predicted model, not a curated record.